CGCUAGGAGCGCGCGCAGCGGGGCGUGUUCGGCCGUCAUUCGCCAUUCCUGAGGGUGGGAGUCUAGAGCGCGAGGAACAGAAGCAGGAACGGUUGCCACUCUGACAUGGCAGAGCACGAGCCCACCACCGAGCAGUUGGCACAGAUUGCAGCUGAAAAUGAAGAAGAUGAACACUCUGUUAACUACAAACCUCCAGCCCAGAAAAGCAUCAAAGAGAUCCAGGAGCUAGACCAGGACGAUGAAAGCCUGCGCAAGUACAAAGAGACUCUACUUGGUCCUGUCCCUGCCGCUGUGGAUCCAAAGGCUCCAAAUGUUGUAGUCACCAAAUUAACCUUGGUGUGCACAUCUGCUCCACUUCCCCUGGAAUUGGAUCUGACAGGUGACUUGGAGAAGUUUAAGAAGGAGUCAUUCAUGAUGAAAGAAGGGGUGGAGUACAGGAUUAAGAUCAGCUUCAAGGUGAACAAGGAGAUUGUGUCUGGCUUGAGAUAUCAGCAGCAGACAUUCAGGAAAGGAGUAAAAGUGGACAAGACGGACUACAUGGUUGGAAGUUAUGGUCCUCGUGUGGACGAAUACGAGUUUCUUACUCCAAUAGAAGAGACCCCCAAGGGCAUGCUAGCCAGAGGUUGUUACCACAUGAAGUCUUUGUUCACUGAUGAUGACAAAACCAAACAUCUCUCCUGGGACUGGAACCUGAACAUCAGCAAAGAAUGGAAGAACUAAGGUGCCUCCCAGAGCAGCCUCCCUGGGGUCCUAAUGAUUCUGCUCCUCCCAUUCUCUGAAGUGCUGCCAGCUCAAGUUCCAUCUCUGUACCAUGUGCUGUCUCCCCCAUGAUUCUCCCAACCCUAAAAAUGCCAAGUGGGAUUAUAACAUUUCUGCCUUGCCCAGCUCUGCCUUCCCGUUACUUGUACUGCAGGAGACCUGGGAGGAGAGAGCCACUUUGUGUGCAGGUUCCUCCUUUACUCAGAGAAGAGCUCCAGCUGAGAAAUCACAGCCACUAUGAGCAGGGAAAUUCUUGACUGCACUCUCCUCCAGUAAGCUUCAUCCCAAAUUCUGACAUCGCCUUCCGUUCCUGCUCAUAUUAAAAUGUUUUUUAUUUACCCCCUCCCUUUUCUUAUAACCAUGUUGCCUUAAUAAUUGCAUCUGUUGCAGGAGGCUCAAUAUUGCUCAUAAAAUUCCUCUAUGUAGAAGGGCCCACCAGAUGGGAGUACCUGCCCUUUGCAGUAUCUCCUGAGUUGAUCCACCUGUGCGUUCUCAGCUGCCCUUGUUCUCGAGGGUGAAUUAGUGAAGUUGCCCUUUAAUGGCACUUACCUAUGUGCAUACUACUCCCAGCACAGAUUGUGUAGGACCAAUCUAAAACAAAUGCAUUUUCUGUCAGCCCCACCCUUUAGGGGUACUAAGGAGCUGGAAUGGCCAGUUUUUUUAUGUGCUUUAUUAUUUGAUGUGCCACUUUAUUCUAUUGCACCUCUAGGCUAAAGUUGGCCUGCAUGAUAACACCUUAAAGGGUUUAGUAUGGGAAGCACUGUACCGUUGCUAGAACUGACAUCUGAAUGUGGAGUCCUGACCUGACAGGGCUGCCUUAUACCCAGGAGAAUGUAAUAAGGGUGUGCUGGGUUUUCCAUAUUUAUUGCCUUGAUAGGUCUUCACAGGAAGAGUUCCUCCUCUGCUCGUACUCCUGAGUUCACCAUUCCACAAUGGGGAAACCGUGUAUUUGGAGAGUCUGGGGUGUAGGGAAGGGGUGGUCUCCCUGCCCACAGAAUUGUUUUGUUUUUUUGUAUUUGGUUUGUCUGUACCCUGUUCUCCAGCCAGAUUAGCAUGAUAGCGAUUGUCAUCUGCUUUCCUUUUUAUGAGAAAUAAAGUAUUCCAACUGGCUA
Messenger RNA from Bombina bombina (fire-bellied toad), 1871 nucleotides. RefSeq names its product Rho GDP dissociation inhibitor alpha (gene ARHGDIA). Bases 106 to 720 code for a protein of 204 amino acids. Gene Ontology annotation, cellular component: cytoplasm; cytosol; membrane. The transcript has 6 exons. The record is from RefSeq and is a predicted model, not a curated record. NCBI's taxonomy places the organism in Eukaryota, Metazoa, Chordata, Amphibia, Anura, Bombinatoridae. Gene Ontology annotation, biological process: Rho protein signal transduction. Gene Ontology annotation, molecular function: protein binding; Rho GDP-dissociation inhibitor activity.